This is a messenger RNA of Hippopotamus amphibius kiboko, 2404 nucleotides long. RefSeq names its product taurochenodeoxycholic 6 alpha-hydroxylase-like. Gene Ontology annotation, molecular function: monooxygenase activity; heme binding; oxidoreductase activity, acting on paired donors, with incorporation or reduction of molecular oxygen. The record is from RefSeq and is a predicted model, not a curated record. Bases 18 to 1550 code for a protein of 510 amino acids. Lineage: Eukaryota; Metazoa; Chordata; Mammalia; Artiodactyla; Hippopotamidae. The transcript has 12 exons.
CCAGACACCGCUGCACCAUGAGCGUCUCUAUGCUGAGCCCCACCAGAGCCCUGGGCGGCAUCUCUGGGCUCCUGCAGGUGGCCGCCCUGCUCGGCCUGCUUCUGCUUCUGCUCAAGGCGGCACAGCUCUACCUGCGCAGACAGUGGCUGCUCAAAGCCCUCCAGCAGUUCCCGUCUCCUCCUUUCCACUGGCUCUAUGGACACAUGCGGGAGUUCCAAGCGGAGGGUGAGCUUCAAGCCCUACUGAAAAGGGUAGAGAAAUACCCGCGUGCCUGUGCUCGCUGGUUUUGGGGGACAAAAGCUCAAGUAUUGGUCUACGACCCGGACUACAUGAAGCUGAUCCUGGGGAGAUCAGAUCCAAAGUCUCCUGAGUCCUACAGAUUCGCGAUUCCCUGGAUUGGGAAUGGAUUGCUCCUCUUGGAGGGGCAGAGGUGGUUCCAGCACCGGCGGAUGCUGACCCCAGCCUUCCACUAUGACAUCCUGAAGCCCUACGUGCGUCUCAUGGCUGACUCUGUGCGCGUGAUGCUGGACAAGUGGGAGGAGCUCGUCAGCCAAGACGCACAUCUGGAGAUCUUUGGACACGUCUCCUUGAUGACCCUGGACACCAUCAUGAAGUGCGCCUUCAGCCACCAGGGCAGCAUCCAGACAGACAGGAACUCCCAGUCCUACAUCCAGGCCAUCAGGGACCUUGAAUAUCUGAUUUUUUCCCGAUUGAGGAAUAUCUUCCACCAGAAUGACAUCAUCUACAGACUGACCCCUGAAGGCCGUUGGCACCACCGGGCCUGCCAGCUUGCCCAUCAACACACAGACAGAGUGAUCCAGCUGAGGAAGGCUCACCUGCAGAAGGAGCGAGAGGUGGAGAAGGUGAGGAACAAGAGGCAUUUGGAUUUCCUGGACAUCCUUCUCUUUGCCAGAGUGGAGAAUGGAAGCAGCUUGUCAGACACGGACCUCCGUGCUGAGGUGGACACGUUCAUGUUUGAGGGUCACGACACCACAGCCAGUGGCAUCUCCUGGCUCCUCUAUGCUCUGGCCUCCCACCCUGAGCAUCAGCAGAGGUGCCGGGAAGAGAUUCAGAGCCUGCUGGGGGAUAGCGCCUGCAUCACAUGGAACCACCUGGAUCAGAUGCCCUACACCACCAUGUGCAUCAAGGAGGCACUGCGACUCUAUCCGCCAGUGCCUUUUUAUGGCAGAGAGCUCAGCAAGCCCAUCACCUUUCCUGAUGGCCGCUCCUUACCUGCAGGACUCACACUCACCCUCUCCACUUACGGGCUUCACCACAACCCGAAGGUGUGGCUGAACCCAGAGGUGUUUGACCCAUCCCGGUUUGCACCGGGGUCUUCUCAACACAGUCAUGCCUUCCUGCCCUUCUCAGGAGGAUCCAGGAACUGCAUCGGGAAGCAGUUUGCCAUGAAUGAGUUGAAGGUGGCCGUGGCCCUGACCUUGCUUCGCUUUGAGCUGGCACCGGAUCCCUCCAGGGUCCCUGUUCCCAUUCCAAGACUUGUGUUGAAGUCCCAAAAUGGGAUCCACUUGCAGCUCAGGAAGCUCCUGUAAUCCUUGUGUGGAGAAGAACAAGCUCUGAGGGCCCCUGCCUGCCAUCCUGUCUCCCUGUCACUCUCCCCUGCCCUGGCCUCUUGGCCCACUUCCUGCCUCUCUCGGCCCACUUGCCCGCCUACCUCAUCUCCUGCCUCCUGCCCUGCUAUCACACUCUCUCCCUUCUCUUCUCACCUUUCUCCAGGCUCCCUCUCUGUUAUCUCUCCGUCUGUCUCUGACCCCCCUGUAUCUCUGACGGUCCACCUACAUCCUGACCGCCUGCCUCCUCCACUCUCUACUCUCUCUCUCUACUUCUUCCCUUCUGCCUGCCUGACUGUCCCUGGAUUCACUUCCUGGUGCUGUUAAAAUAAUUGACCACAGCCGUAGGGACUUAGAACUGCAGAAAGUUAUUCUGUGAGUCAGAAGUAUCUGACUCUGGAGUCCAAGCCUGCAAUGGGUUCCCCUGGACACAGCCACGAUGGUGGCUGGACGCCCUCUCAGGGAUCUAGCAGAGGAUCCCUCUCUUUGCCUUCUCCCACAUCUAGAGCUGCCAUGCUUGCAUUCCUUGGCUCCUGGGCCCUCGUCCACAUUCAAGUCCAGCAGCAUCUUCAAAUGUUCCCCUGCUCUGUCCUCACAUCACCUUCUCUUUCAUCAGGACCUUUAUGACGACACGGGCCCACUCAGAUAGAACAGGCUUGUUCCCCUCUUCCAGGGACUAGGACGAGCACACCUUGGGCAGCCAUUGCUGUACCUGCUAAGUCCCGUGUCACUGCCAGCGCCCUGGGCCCCGAUCUCUCCCAUGUGUUAUGGGUCUGCCCGUUUGUCACUCACAUGGCUUCCCCUCUUUCUCACUCUCUGAAUAAAUUCACAAUGUC